AUGAGCUCGAAGGAGAAACCCACUCUCGGAGGUACGCGGAUUAAGACCCGCAAGCGUAAUAUUGCCGCUCCUCUGGACCCUGCAGCGUUUUCUGAUGCAGUGGUCCAGAUUUACUUGGAUAAUGCUGGUGAUCUGGAACUUGUUGCCAAAGCUGUUGAGUCAUCAGAUCUUAAUUUCUCAAGAUACGGUGACAUCUUAUUUGAGGUUGUUUUCAUAGGAGGACGUACACAAACUGGAUCAGUGAAAUCUGAUGAAGGGGAACGCCAUCCUUACUCUGUGAUUGACUGCGAACCCACGCGUGAAGCCAUUUUACCAUCUGUUGUCUAUAUACAGAAAAUUCUGCGGAGGAAGCCGUUCCUCAUUAAGAACCUUGAAAAUGUUACCCGGAGAUUCCUGCAGUCACUGGAGCUCUUUGAGGAGAAUGAAAGGAAGAAGCUUGCAAUCUUCACAGCACUUACCUUUUCCCAGAAGCUCUCCGGAUUACCUCCGGAGACUGUCUUCCAGCCAUUGCUCAAGGAUAAUCUUGUUGCCAAAGGGAUAGUGCUCACCUUUGUAACAGACUUCUUCAAGGAGUAUUUGGUCGAGAACAGUCUUGAAGACUUGAUUUCUAUUCUCAGGCGUGGCAAAAUGGAAGACAACCUUCUGGAUUUCUUGCCACCCGUAAGGCGUACUGCUGAAAGUUUCGCAGAGCACUUCACGAACGAGGGAUUGACUGAUCUAGUCGAGUACCAAGCAAAGAAAAUGUUUGAGGUGAAACUGAAGGAAAUCAAAACCGUUCUUACAACCAAGGUCACAGAGGAAUGUAGCGUAGAUGAAGUCAUUGAAACUGUGAAGCAGCUGGUCAAAGAUGCUAAACUGCCAGAGAUUGAUGUUGUCCGUGUCGUAUGGGAUGGUUUAAUGGAUGCUGUUCAGUGGUCUGGAAAAAACCAACAGCAAAACGCAAACUCUGUUCUGCGCCAGGUGAAAACAUGGGCUGCACUUCUGAACACGUUCUGCAGCAGCGGAAAGCUAGAGCUGGAACUGAUGUACAAAGUCCAAAUCCAAUGCUAUGAGGAUGCAAAGCUUAUGAAAGUUUUCCCAGAAGUAGUGAGGUCGCUCUAUGAACUAGAUGUCCUCGCUGAAGACACUAUUCUCCACUGGUUCCGUAAAGGAACCAACUCAAAGGGCAGGCAAACCUUUGUGAAAAGCUUAGAGCCAUUUGUGAAUUGGCUUGAAGAGGCAGAGGAAGAAGACAACGGCUUCGAUUUCAACUGCGUUGGUGGUCUGGAGUGCCUGAUAAGCGUAAUCAGGGCCCUUGAUAUGGGGUCCUGCUUAUCAUCCUCAGGAGGAACAACGAGGAGGAGAUCCAUCCACGGCUCUCCUCGCCGCCCUCCUCCUGGGAGGAGGAAGAGUUCCAGCUCCAAGAGGAGAUCCACCUCUUCUUCUUUCGACCACAACAACGGAGAAGAAGCUCCUCUUCUCCAUCGGAUCCCUGGAAGGAUGUUCUUGAAUGGCUCCACGGAUCAUGCUUCUCUCUUCUCUCAACAGGGCAAGAAAGGGCCUAAUCAGGACGCCAUGAUCGUCUGGGAGAAUUUCGGAUCAAUGGAGGACAGUGUGUUCUGUGGUGUUUUCGAUGGGCAUGGACCGUAUGGUCACGUUGUGGCAAAGAGAGUGAGGGAUUUGCUUCCACUGAAACUAGGAUCUCACUUGGAGUCAUACGUGUCCUGCGAGGAAGUGCUUAAAGAGAUCAGCCUCAACACCGGUGACAGAAAGAGCUCGGAGAGCCUUGUGCAUAUAUCUGCAAACGGAGAGUCUCGAGUCUACAAUAAGGAUCAUGUGGUAAAGGAUCAUGAUAUGAUUCAGAUGCUGAUAGGCUCGAUUGUGAAAGCCUAUAGAUUUAUGGACAGGGAGUUGAAGAUGCAAGUGGAUGUUGAUUGCUUUUGCAGUGGCACAACUGCAGUAACUUUGGUCAAGCAGGGUCGACAUCUUGUUGUUGGGAAUAUUGGAGAUUCAAGAGCAGUGUUGGGUAUGAGGAACAAAGAGAACAAACUUGUUCCUUUUCAAUUGACUGAAGAUCUCAAACCAGAUGUUCCAGCGGAAGCAGCAAGGAUAAAGAGAUGUAAAGGACGUGUAUUUGCACUUCGUGAUGAACCAGGGGUGUCUCGCCUGUGGCUUCCGAACCACGACUCACCUGGUCUCGCCAUGGCUCGUGCUUUUGGAGAUUUUUGCCUCAAAGACUUCGGUCUCAUCUCUGUACCUGACGUCAUCUACCGACACCUCAGUGACAAGGAUGAAUUUGUCGUCUUGGCAACUGAUGGGAUUUGGGAUGUGUUGACGAAUCAAGAAGUGGUAGAGAUUGUAGCGAAAGCUCCAACACGUGCCUCAGCAGGACGAGCAUUGGUGGAGGCUGCAGUGAGGAAUUGGAGAUGGAAGUUUCCGACAUCGAAAGUGGAUGACUGUGCUGUGGUUUGCCUCUUCCUUGACUCUGAACCAAACAAAUUGUCAACCGCUUCUUUCUCAGAGGAACCAGAGACAGCAUCAACAUCAACUCCAGACUCGCCUGAGCUCAAUGGAGUCAACAGAAUCGACACACUCGUGAAUCUGCCGGUGUAUGUGCCAACCAAAGAGUAG
This is a messenger RNA of Microthlaspi erraticum, 2610 nucleotides long. The record is from the annotation of a GenBank genome assembly. NCBI's taxonomy places the organism in Eukaryota, Viridiplantae, Streptophyta, Magnoliopsida, Brassicales, Brassicaceae.